AGGGCAUGUAGGAAAUGCACACCAUAAUAGGGAAGAAGCGUGUUAGGAUGGGAGAGCUGUAGAUUGCAGAAACAUUCCUUCCUUGCGGAAUAGUGAAAGCGUGUUACCCAUACUGCCUCCACCUAUAUGGAAACCUGCGAACGUGCAGUACUGGCUUAAGGCAAAAGAACAAUGCUUUCAGCAGGUUCGCGGAGCUGGAGCCAGUCCCAGCAAAUAUAGUGCGCAAGGCAGGAUCAACCCCUGGAGAAGGCGCCAGACCAUAAAAGGAUGAACACACACAAUUUCGUCAGUUAAGAGUCGCCAAACCACCUAAACUGUUGGAAGAGAUUUCUACCUUCAAGGGAAGAAGGACUAAAUCAGCUGUGAUCCUUAAUACUGAACAAUGUUGGAAUCGAAUCUCCUUAAUUAUUCUUGCACUAUGCCUUCAUUACUAGAACUCCCUUAUUUCAAGUACUAAGAAACCACUAAGUUCUGUGCACAAUUUCCAUUUCUGUCUUUGCAGAGGUGAAAUAAUAUUAAGAAUACUUUCCAGGUUAUUAAAGAUGGAAGAGGCUUUUAAAAAAAUGCAAAUUCAAGUAGCAAAUACUCAGAGCACACAAGCAGAGCAGCAGGUGUUACUCAACCAAUUGCUGGUGGAACUGAGAAGAAUUCAAGCAGUGUUGCCCAAAGCACAUCCUCAAUCUACAGUACAGCCACCAUCAGGAAGAACAGAGACACUGGAACUUGACAUUAUUCAACCUUCACCUCUGCUUCAGAAGAUGACAGCUGGGGAGGAUUUUGAAGCCUAUUUACAGACAUUUGAGCAAAUUGCUACUCGGUCUGGCUGGCCAAGAUCACAGUGGAGCAAGAUACUGGGUCCAUUUCUGACUGGAGAGGCUCUAAAGGCAUAUAAUGAGCUGGAGAAUGAAAAAUACAAAGACUAUGAUAAAAUGAAAAAUGAAAUUCAGUCCAGAUUAAGAAUCUCUUAUGCCUUAAGUGGACAGAAGUUCAAUGAAUGGAAGUUUCAAGUUGGUAGUUCUCCAAGAAGCCAGCUGUUUGAUUUGUGGCAUACUGCCCGAAAAUGGCUAGAACCUGAAACUCUGGACAGGGCCCAAAUUGUGGAAAGAGUUGUCAUUAACCGCUUUAUUCAAGGACUCCCUGAAUCCUUGAGAGAGAAAUUUUCUGCUUUAGAUUAUUCUAGUCCAGGAGAGCUUCUUGCAAAAGUGGAGCAUACUGUAGCUUCUCAAGCCAUGAAAAAAGAUCUACAAGUAAAGAAGAGGAACACCAGCCCCAAAAGACUUCUGAGAUACAGUGGAAAGAUUGUGCCAAGAGCUGGAGUAUUUGACGAAAGGUUAAGGGUGUGUGAUGGUGGAAAACACAAAUUAAGUAUCCAAGAUCUAGAGAAAGAAUCAAAGUCAUCAAAUAGUACAGACUGUUGCUUCCGGUGUGGAGAAUAUGGACACAUUUCUCCCCACUGUCAGCUAUCUGAAGAAGAGAUGGACUGUAGCUUAGUAAAAAGGUUUAACACUUCUCUAGCAUAUGCACUAAGGAACAGUCAGCAAGAUAGACUGACAUCACCACGCGUUGUGACUGUCUCUUUAAGUGGAACUUUAACAGAGGCUUUAAUAGACACAGGGAAAGACCAUAAAAUAACCGAAAAAUCCUUCCUGCCACAGACAACUUAUCACAAACAGAAGCCUAACAGCUACAGAAACUCUGGCCUAUGACAAAAAAGACAAUGUACAAAGAUGGCAUUACUGCCAUCUUAUUUACAGAAUGAGGGAGGGAAUUCAGGAAGUACUUUGGCAUACAUAGCACCUAAGAUGAAUCUGCUUGAAUAGCAAGACAGAUAUAAUUCCAAUAAUCAUUCUUCUUACAGUUGCUAACACGACAGCUACAGUAUUUAACAGAAUGGUUAGAGUGAAACUAGCCUGAAUAAGGCAUUUUUAUUUAUUUAAUUAAUUAAUUCAUUUUUAUUGUUCAGAUUAAUUGUGCCAUGCUUAUGACAUGUAUUUAAACAUGGAACAGAAAAUAUGAAUUGGAGUACAUUAAUAAAAAUGUUUUUGUUUUUUAAUUGCAAAAUAUAAUCUUGUAAAACCUGUGUGAUAUCUGUCAUGCCUUAUGAAGUCAUUGCGACUGCUCCUCACUCAGACAUUAUAUACAUUACAAGUAGUAGGUGGAAAUGGCCACUGCUGGUAAUACAGUAAUUUUUCUGAUGUGCAGAAAAUAAACCUCGACUGGUCGGUUUGAGCUACAUCUGAAGGAAUUGUGACACCUUGAGCACUUGUGUUUACAUCAGAACACUAAGGCUUAUCUGUGGUGUGCAUUAUAAAACAGAUUUUGCUGUUUUUAUCAUUAGUAUUCUAAUUACCCUUCCUAACCUUGCAAGGCCAAUGAUUUUAUACCACUGGUGGACACUAAA
Messenger RNA from Polypterus senegalus (gray bichir), 2401 nucleotides. RefSeq lists its product as uncharacterized. The record is from RefSeq and is a predicted model, not a curated record. The transcript has 3 exons. Gene Ontology annotation, biological process: proteolysis. NCBI's taxonomy places the organism in Eukaryota, Metazoa, Chordata, Cladistia, Polypteriformes, Polypteridae. The coding region runs from base 543 to 1706 and encodes 387 amino acids. Gene Ontology annotation, molecular function: zinc ion binding; nucleic acid binding; aspartic-type endopeptidase activity.